AUGGAGGCAAUUUUUAUCAAGAUCUUACUCCUAUGCAUCUUGACAGCUUCAAAUGUCUCAGGUGGUGACGAUCUCCUGGACGCGUCCCAAAUCCUCUGGUCAAAAUUGUUGAACGGAAGUUUAUCAGAAAUCGGCCCUCUGGAUCCUCUCCUCGUGCCACUGGUGAAGGUCGAUCAAUCUCAAGGUAACAUUCGUUACCGAAUGAUCCUGAGUGACGUGGAGGUCACGGGGUUGAACGAAUCCACCAUCGAGAGUGUGCAGAUUGGCAGAGGACGAAUGAAGAGUAAUUUGAGUGAGUAUGAGGCGGGCUACGUCAGCUACUCUGACGCUGGGAAAUUGGACGCCAUCAGAUACCGGUUCCACACAGUUGUCAAGGAGCCAAAGACCCCAGACUCUGAGGAAUUGAAAGUUAAAUCGAUCGAGGGGAGUGAAGCUCGUCGACGAAGUGACUUUGAUAGAUUCAAGGGAAAUGACUUUAGAAGAGUUAAUGGAGAUGAUAACCAGAACAAUCAACAACAGUUUUCACGGAUUCGUAUUUACGCCGACGAAUCUCGAGCUCCGAUUCAAGGACGUCGUAAUUAUCAGUCAAUCCCGGUAUAUUAUCCUUCGGGGACUUAUGAGAAUCAGAAUCAGAGACACAGGUUCAGUCAAAAUUAUCAAAAUCAAAGAGAAUCGGUUUAUAACCGAAAUGGGAGCCCUCAGUUUGAGAAUCUGAGAUCUUCAUCUUCUCAGCAAUAUGACCAGAGCCAAGAGAAUCAGGGACGUUAUCAACAGUCUCAGAUAAGCCAACCAUAUCGAAGUAGUCAGCGUAUUUCAGUGAGUUCGGAAAGCCAGCCACAGAGACAAUAUACUGAAGAAACCAGAUAUUACCAGAAACUUUCUUCGACUCCGGACAAUCAGAGAGAAUAUGCUGAAGCAACUCGUAAUCAAGGACAAUAUUCAAGACUCCAGAACAGUCAACAAAGAUAUGAAGAUCAGUCAUCUAAUCAACAUGCUGGAGUUAAAACUUCUAAAGUGAAUCCAUCACGUUAUUCCAAUCAAAACCGACAAACUGAUGAAACUGAUGAUCGGGAUUGCGCAGAAUCUCAAUUCGGCUGCAUAUAUCGAAGACCCGCGAACUCAGACUCAGCACAAUUCAAUUCACAAGGAUUUGCUGACAGACGAAAGGAGAAUUUCGGUGCUGAAUCGAUGACAUUUGAGACAAGGGCAAGGUUCAGAGCUGGGGAGGGAAAUAGAGCGCGAGUCAGAUAUCCAGGUCCCAAUAAUGGUGUUUAUGCCAGAGUCCCAGAUGAUAAUGGUCGAAAUGGACCUGUGGCUGAAGAUAAGAAUCAGCAGUUCUCCGAGAGGUUGGAGAAUCAACCAGGGUAUAUUGACAUCAUUUAUGUGGAUAAUAAUAAUCGUAACAAUAAGAAUGAGAAGAAUAGGAUGAGACAUUUCGGAAAUUUGAGGAUUGAUAGUACGAGAGAUAUGACUGUUUACAGUUUCGAAGAUGCCGUAAGGGAUCUGGAAAACCACAGAAGAUUCAUAAUCCACAACUUCACCGAAGGUGAGUCAUUACUGAAGAAAAACGAUCGAAUUAGACUCGCCGAGGAGACGCGAAGAAUCGAGGAUUUAAUAAGAUACGCCAAGAGUCAUCAAGAAAAGGAGGGAUACUUCGAGGAGGGACUGGAGAUAAUUUACCACUACCCAAGUGACGAUAAUAAUAAUUCCAGUGCAAUCGAAAGUAGAAGAUUGAAACGAGCGCACGAGGAAGAGGAUGAUGAUGAUGAUAUUAUGCACCUGGUGGUGAAGAUACGCGUGCCCUCGAUGCGUGUUAAGGCAGGAUAUGUUUUGAUGGGAAAAGUUGGAGAGCAGGUUUUACGAGGGGACGGUCGACUGGAUGGAAACUUUACUGAACUCGUUGGUGAUUUUACGGUCGAAUUGAAGAAGACCGGGGACAAUACGAUGAUUGUGAGAGCUGCUAGAGCGAAACUCGAAGCUGCUGAUAAGAACCUUGAUCUUGAGGGAAUGGAUGACAAAGGACCUGUAGAGGAGAUCUUGAAUCAAGGUUUAGUCGCUGCCGAGGCUGUUGCAGCCAUGCUGGCUGAUGACUUGGCUACCAAGGCACUUAGUGAUAAAACUUCGGAUUCGAUUAUUUAUAAAUUGUAUAGGGAAUUACCGCAGUAAUUUCAUGCAUCAAUCACUUCAUUCGUAUUUUUAUUUUUUUAGCUAUUUAUUUAUUUAUUCUAAACUGAGUUAUUUAAAUACACAUUCUAAUUAUUCUGAAAUAAUUCACAUAUUUACUCAUAUAUUUUCUUUUUAUCACAACUAAUGAGGAAAUUAAAAUAUGUAUUUUAUGGAUUUGUAUAUCCUCUUUCAAUUUCGUGGAAGCUGAAUAAUUGUUAAAGUAGUAUGGUCACUCUCCAAAGUGAUCGUUGAGUGUCCGUCAA
Diachasma alloeum is the source of this 2429-nucleotide messenger RNA. RefSeq lists its product as uncharacterized. Bases 1 to 2166 code for a protein of 721 amino acids. The record is from RefSeq and is a predicted model, not a curated record. Lineage: Eukaryota; Metazoa; Arthropoda; Insecta; Hymenoptera; Braconidae. The transcript is spliced from 5 exons.